This is a messenger RNA of Chara braunii, 1795 nucleotides long. NCBI's taxonomy places the organism in Eukaryota, Viridiplantae, Streptophyta, Charophyceae, Charales, Characeae. The record is from the annotation of a GenBank genome assembly.
CCUUGUUGUUCGAGGGCGCAUUGCGUGUUUGCAGGUUCCCUGGCCUCCGUGUGUAAAGCUUCCGCAGCCAGAUGGAGUCGUACCGGUCGACGACAGAUCCCUGUGCGGGCAAUGGCGGGGGGUUCCAGACCCAGGACAUGCGACAGCAAGGAUCUGUCCACUACUCCACGCCUUCGCCGUCGAGUGUGCAAUCCUUCGGCGGGCAGAUGCAGGAGGUUGUGCGCGCGGGGCCGAUUCAAGUGCCUCCUGCUCGUGCGGGCUCACCAUUUGUCCAUCAUGUGGAUGCUGCACGUCGGUGGUUCGUUGUUCGACCCACUGCAGAAAGUCUGCACGCGGGCGCCGUGCACACGGGCCAGACGUCGUUUUGCACACAGGUUGGAGGCGGGUAUGGCAUGCCUUCUCCGCAAAUGUUCCCGGGGGCCGGCGGAUAUGGCAUUGCGCCGCACGUGUACCCCGCCCAACAUACUCUGGAAAGGGGCGGAGUGAUGAGGGACGAGUGGCAGUGGUCCCCACAGUGCCGACAACCGUUGCAGCCCAUGCCGGUGCAUGGCGGGUUGUCAGCUCCCUCGCCCAUGUCGGUGCUGCGGUCUGCUGCCGAGGCCUCACCUUCGUUGGCAGAAGUUCAACGAGAGGAUAUGGACGAGGGGUGGCCUGUCCAUAGUCGUGCUCCAUCUCCUGCCGGCUUGCAAGGUCCUUCCUUUGGUGGCGAGGAAGACGACUUCGUUGGCGACGAUGAAGUUGAAGGUGAUGGCGGUGACGUUGAUGGGCGAAACUCGGACAACGCGCAGGAGGAGAGGGACAGUGCUACUGUCGGGCAGAGAGAUGGGGGCGAGAAUGAAGUGGGGCCCCAAACCAGCAAGCGUGCAAACAAGCGGGGGGGGAAAGAUGCUGCUGCAAAAAUCGAGAAGCAAAACAUCCCCUGGUCCUUGGAUGAGAGGAUCGCGCUGUCCAGAAUUAUGGCCGAGGACGACGCCCUUAUGGCCGACGUCGAUGGGCAGCAUCGGUUUAAGCGGAGCAAGGACCGGUAUGAGUGGGUGCACGAUCGGAUGGAGGAGUUGGGGUUUCCGCACAGGUCGGCGAAGGAUUGUCGUCAGAAGUGGCAGGGCAUGAUGGCUGCCGCGAAGUUGAUUCUCGACAAGUGUGAGAAUGCUUCGGGAAAACCUUCCUACUGGAACAUGACCCUUGAGGAGCGGAACGCGGAGCAGGUUCCACUAGGCUUUGAGAAAGCUCUGUGGGAAGCGAUGGAGUGGAAACUGAAUCGGGCUUCCAUCAAGUGCGACAAGACGCUGGCGUCGGAGAACCUGCCAGCUAACGCGGGGGGGAAUUCUUCGAGUGGCGGUCCUGCACGGCCGUCGUCGGGGRGGAGCGCUUCUGACAAGAAAGCAACGGAGAAUUCGGACCACGCAGCGAAGACACGGAGGACAAACACCGGCAAAGCGAGGAUGGACGACACGAUCAGCGGAGGGACAGCAUUUGGUAGGGCGAUGGAGGACGCGACAAGGUCUUACGGCGAGGGUUUGGAUAAGGCCGCUGCAACUCUGGCGAGGGCGACGUCGGAGGCAGGCUCGACGAUUGCGGCGAAGAUCGGUGACAUGGAGGAUGCCAUGCGUGGCGGGAACACUGUCCUUGAGAUGCUUGUGGGGGUUCUCGCAAGGCGUGGAGGUGGGGGGAACAGAGCUGCAUACGAUAGGGGGGAUACAGACCCCUCUUCGCGGUAAAAUAUAUAUAUAUUUGUUCUAUUUGUGACGAUAUAUAUAUAAAGAUGGGUACCGGCUGUCGUUUCCCACCCCCGACG